Molecule: messenger RNA, 941 nt
Organism: Chelonus insularis
Lineage: Eukaryota; Metazoa; Arthropoda; Insecta; Hymenoptera; Braconidae
Exons: 3
Coding region: 85-861 (258 amino acids)
Source: RefSeq, a predicted model, not a curated record
CGCUAUUCUAGAUGUUAUAAAAGACCCAUCAGAACUCUAGCAUCGCAUUUUCAGUUUGUUCUUAGAAUCUCUAAAAACAAAAAAAUGAAUUUGAAGGGUUUUAAAGUUUUUCUUUGUUUAUUCGUUGGUUACAAUUUAUUUACGGUAGUAACUCCUUUUGCACCGUUACAAGAAAGAACUUUUCAUCCUGCUCUACGUCAACAUGCAGAAUUCGGUGAAGGUGUUCGAGAUUGGUUUCGGGGUGUAAGGGACAAAGUUCGACAUUUUUUUAAGCCAACAACAACUACACCAUCUCCACCACCUGUAGAAAUUGAAUCAGUCAAAAAAGAAAUUAUGAAUAAAUUCUUUUUAGAUUUAGCAAAUACUCGAUUUAAUCCUGAUCGUGACUGGGGCUUUCGCAUGGGAAGUUGGUACUUCAUUAAAAAAGUUGAUGAUUCUUCUGAUGAUAAAUUUCCUGAUUAUGUACCAACAACUACAACUACUGAAUCUGUUGAUGAAGUCACUCGAGAACGAGAAGAACUUAUUACUUCCACUCCAGCUCAACCAUCUAUUUAUACUGAAGAAAUUGAAACAUUAGACCAUGGACGUGUAGAUUCUACUUCACUGAAUCCAGUUGAAAAUACUGAAAACAGUGAAAAAAUCCAACCUGAACAUACAAUAUUCACAACUGAUGUUUCUACCAUUGCUGAAACAACUAUUGGAGAAAGUUUCAUGUCUACUCAAGAGUCUGUUGGAGUCAAUGAUAUCAAUACGUCUGUAGCUCCAACGACACAAAUCGUUGAAACACGACUAAAACAUGAUAAUGAAAAUGAAAUCCCAAUGAGAGAUCCUCUAUCUGCUGAAGUUAUCUCGCCACAAUAAAACACUCCAUGGAAGAGUUAAAAAUUUUCACUUAAUAUGUAAAAUUAAACUAAAUAAAUUGAGAAUUUUUAAAAAUUAAA